AUGGCGAGCAACGGCGUCAAUGUCGCGCAGGGCGAGCCGACCAAGGUGACCAUCCUGGGCAAAGACUCGAUCGUCGUCGACUACGGCAUCUGGCAGAAUUACAUCGCCCAGGACCUGCUUACCAACAUUCCCUCGUCGACGUACGUCCUCAUCACCGACACCAACAUCGGCCCUCUCUACACGCCCACGUUCGAGCGCGCCUUCGCGUCGGCCGCAUCUUCGCUCUCGUCCUCCCCACGCCUCCUCACCUACCAAAUCGCGCCCGGCGAGACGUCCAAGUCGCGGAAUACGAAGGCAGCUGUAGAGGACUGGCUGCUGUCGCAAGGAUGCGUGCGCGACACCGUCAUAAUAGCACUAGGCGGAGGCGUCAUUGGGGACAUGAUAGGCUAUGUCGCGGCGACGUACAUGCGCGGCAUCAAGUUCGUCAAUGUGCCUACCACAUUGCUGGCCAUGGUCGACUCGAGCAUAGGUGGCAAGACGGCCAUUGACGUGCCCGCGGGCAAGAACUUGGUCGGCGCCUUCUGGCAGCCCGAGAGGAUAUACAUUGAUUUGCAGUUCCUCGAGUCGCUGCCCAAGAGGGAGGUCGUUAACGGCAUGGCAGAGGUGGUCAAGACGGCGGCAAUCUGGAACGAGGAGGAAUUCACAACACUCGAGGGCAAUGCAGACGCCAUCCUGGCUGCGAUUGACCAAAAGCCCGUCAAUGGCCGCAAGAACUUCGACAAGAUCGCCAGCAUACUGAAGCGCAUAGUGCUGGGCUCAGUACGCGUCAAGGCCGAAGUCGUCUCGGCGGACGAGCGCGAAGGCGGCCUGCGCAAUCUGCUCAACUUCGGACACUCGAUCGGACACGCUUACGAAGCCAUCCUCACACCCCAGAUCCUCCACGGAGAGUGCGUCGCGAUAGGAAUGGUCAAGGAGGCCGAAUUGGCCAGAUACCUGGGUGUACUGGAUCCCUCCGCAGUCGCGCGCUUGACAAAGUGCAUCGCGAGCUACGGACUGCCCACAUCGCUAGCGGACAAGACGGUGCGGAAAAGGUCGGCCAACAAGCAUUGCCCUGUAGACGAGCUUAUCAAGAUUAUGGCUGUGGACAAGAAGAAUGCAGGCAAGACAAAGAAGAUCGUGCUUUUGUCAGGCAUUGGCCGGACGCACGAGAAGAAGGCUAGCUCGGUCGAAGAUCGCGACAUCAGAAUCGCCCUCUCACCGAGUAUAUCUGUUCACCCUGGUAUCCCGUCCGACCUGAACGUGACCUGCAGACCUCCAGGAUCCAAGAGUAUCUCCAACCGAGUCCUCGUACUUGCUGCGCUUGGAACUGGCUCGUGUCGCAUCACCAACUUGCUGCACUCUGACGACACACAAGUCAUGCUAGACGCGCUGGCAAAGAUGCAGGGUGCUAGUUUCGCGUGGGAGAAUGACGGCAAGGAGCUAGUCGUCACCGGCAAUGGCGGUAACCUCAAAGCGUCGAGCAACGAACUCUACCUCGGAAACGCUGGCACCGCUGCGCGUUUCCUGACUUCCGUAACUGCACUGUGCCAGCCCGUCGAGGGCGUGACUUCCACAGUAGUCACCGGCAACGCGCGCAUGAAGGAGCGACCCAUUGGCCCGCUGGUCAAGUCACUUCGUACUAUGGGCGUCGAAAUUGACUACCAAGAGAAUGAAGGCAGCUUGCCGCUGCGAAUCUCUGCAUGUGGUGGCUUUGGUCCGGAUUCCUUCACGGGCGAGAUUGAGCUUACUGCCAACGUGUCGUCGCAAUACGUAUCUUCUAUCCUCUUGAGCGCGCCAUACUCCAAGAAGCCAGUAACACUGCGCCUGGUUGGUGGCAAAGUCAUCUCCCAACCAUACAUCGAUAUGACCAUCGCCAUGAUGGCUUCUUUUGGUGUGCAAGUUGAGAGAUCCCAAGAUGAUCCCAACACCUACCAUAUCCCCAACAAGCCCUACACUAACCCCACCGAAUAUGAGGUGGAAAGCGAUGCUAGCUCUGCUACCUACCCUCUCGCCAUCGCGGCUAUAACAGGUACGACGUGCACGGUGCCCAACAUUGGCUCAGGCUCCCUGCAAGGUGAUGCGCGAUUCGCUGUUGAGGUUCUAAAACCUAUGGGCUGCAAGGUUGAACAGUCCGAAACCUCUACAACGGUCACUGGCCCGCCUCGCGGCGAGUUGAAGGCAGUCAAGGAGAUCGACAUGGAGCCCAUGACCGAUGCUUUCCUCACAGCAUCCGUAUUGGCCGCAGUAGCAUCAUCAAAUGGUAGCACAACCACCACCCGCAUCUAUGGCAUCGCGAACCAACGCGUCAAGGAAUGCAACCGCAUCCAAGCCAUGGAAGAUGAGCUAGCCAAGUUUGGUGUCACUUGCAGACAAUUUGACGAUGGUAUUGAAGUUGAUGGAAGGGCUUAUGAGCUCGAAGCUCCUAAGGUCGGUAUUCACUGCUACGAUGACCAUCGUGUCGCCAUGAGCUUUGCUGUGCUCUCAUUAGUAGCCCCAGCGCCCGUUCUCAUCCUUGAGAAAGAAUGUACCGGAAAGACAUGGCCUGGAUACUGGGACUCCCUAAGCCAAAUCUUUAAGACCGAGCUUUCAGGUGUGGAGCUACCGCCAAGGCCAAAUGCACACAAGGCAGCGUCGAAGACUGAACAAAAGUCGAUCUUCAUCAUCGGAAUGCGCGGCGCUGGCAAGACAACCGCUGGUGGCUGGGCAGCGCGUGCGCUCGGACGUCCCUUCGUUGAUCUGGAUACUGCACUCGAGGAUCAUGUGGGUAUGACAAUACCUGAGCUUAUCAAAACACAAGGAUGGGAAGGCUUCCGGAGCGAGGAGCUGAAGCUCCUGGCCCAAACUGUCAAGGAGAAGCCUAAUGGACAUGUCUUCGCCUGUGGUGGUGGAAUAGUCGAGACGCCUGAAGCCCGCAAGAUCCUCGUCGACUAUCAGAAGAGUGGCGGUAUAGUACUACUUGUCACGCGUGAUAUCAACAAGGUAGUCGCCUUCUUGCAGAUCGAUAAGACACGGCCAGCAUACGUAGACGACAUCAUGGGCGUAUGGCUGCGGAGGAAGGACUGGUACACGGAGUGCAGUAACUAUCGCUUCCACAGUCAGGUUCCGGGAUCUGGUGGGCUCGCUCAGACGCAAGGAGAAAUUGCCCGUUUCUUGAACACCAUCACUGGCAAGGCCACUACGUUGAAGGGUCUCAAGAAGAGGAAACACUCUUUCUUCGUCUGCUUAUCUGCACCCCGACUUGAGCCUUGCAUCAAGACUCUACCAGAGAUAGUAGUCGGAUCGGAUGCUGUUGAGCUCAGAGUCGACUUGUUGGAAGACCCGAACGGGCAAGAAGGUCUGCCAACACCAGAGUUCGUGAUCGAGCAACUGACAAUACUGCGGACCGUAACAUCGAUACCUAUCAUAUUCACCUUGCGAACAAAAGCACAAGGCGGGAGAUUCCCAGACCAGGCAUACGAUGAGGCCCUCGUGCUUUACCGGACAGCAUUGAGACUUGGUUGUGACUUUGUAGAUUUGGAGAUGACCAUGCCAGAAGACAUCCUGCGCGAGGUUUCCGACACUCGCGGAUACUCAGAGAUCAUCGCUAGCCAUCACGACCCCAAAGGCGAGCUCAACUGGAGAAACGGCUCGUGGAUGCAGUACUACAACCGCGCGUUGCAGUACGGUACUGUCAUCAAACUUGUGGGCGUCGCCAAGUCGCUCGAGGACAACUAUGCGCUUGCAGAGUUCAAGAGCUGGGCGAACACCGCGCAUCCCGUCCCCCUGAUCGCCAUUAACAUGGGCGAGCACGGUAAGCUGAGCAGGAUACUUAAUGGCUUCAUGACACCGGUUUCUCAUCCCCUUCUGCCCUCGGCUACCGCACCAGGUCAACUAUCUGCAGGAGAUAUUCGGCGAGGCUUGUCGUUGAUGGGCGAGAUUUCGACGAAGAAGUUCUUCAUCUUCGGCUCACCAGUGGCACAAAGCCCUAGCCCGCGUCUCCACAACAAGCUGUUCGGUGAAACUGGGCUCCCGCACAUCUACGGCCGCCACGAAACUAUGGAUGUAAGCUCCGUCAAGGACAUCAUCCGUUCGCCAGACUUCGGUGGAGCUAGUGUGACAAUCCCGCUCAAGCAGGACAUAGUACCUCUCCUUGACGGUUUAGGCCCGGAAGUUAACGUAAUCGGUGCGCUCAACACUAUCGUUCCCGAGAGCUCCGUCGACGAAGCCAGCGGUGAAGAGGUCGUCCGUCUAAUCGGUCGCAACACCGACUAUCUAGGCAUGAUGCUCAUCCUCCGUAACGCCGGCGCUCAAGGCAGCGGUUCUGCCCUCAUCAUCGGCGGCGGCGGCACAAGUCGCGCUGCCAUCUACGCACUCAAGGAAAUGGGCUACGGACCAAUCUACCUCCUCGGCCGCAACCCCUCGAAGAUGGAGACCCUCAAGAACGCCUUCUCAUCAGAAUACAACCUACACGUCAUCGGCUCCCCAGAAGAAGUCCAAUCUAUGGAAAGCACGCCACAGGUCGCUAUCGGAACCAUCCCCGCUGACCAACCCAUCGACGUCGCCAUCCGCGAAACGCUUUGCACCUUGUUCGAGAAGGGCAAGGCGAGCGUCAAGGACGUGGAGCCAGGUCCAGAAAGGAUACUGUUGGAGAUGGCUUACAAGCCCCCCGUGACAGCCUUGAUUCAGCUUGCGAUGGACAACGGGUGGAAGACUGUUAAUGGUCUGGAAGUUUUGGUCGGACAGGGUGUGCACCAGUUUGAGUACUGGACUGGUGUCAAGCCGCUGUAUGCGGUUGCUAGGGAUGCUGUGAUCAACCAAACGGACUAG
Molecule: messenger RNA, 4785 nt
Organism: Alternaria novae-zelandiae
Lineage: Eukaryota; Fungi; Ascomycota; Dothideomycetes; Pleosporales; Pleosporaceae
Exons: 2
Coding region: 1-4785 (1594 amino acids)
Biological process (GO): aromatic amino acid biosynthetic process; chorismate biosynthetic process
Cellular component (GO): cytoplasm
Molecular function (GO): 3-phosphoshikimate 1-carboxyvinyltransferase activity; shikimate kinase activity; 3-dehydroquinate dehydratase activity
Source: RefSeq, a predicted model, not a curated record